AUUAAUAAUCUGUAUCAUAGCUCCUAUCGCCUACCAUAAUUGGUAACUUGUUUGUGCACGGUUGAGUUCACAUUUGCUGUCUUUCAAGGCAGACAGCGCGACGCUUUCCCUGCUGUUGCCUUAAAAAUGUCUCUUACUACGCAAUCCCUCCGACGGACAAACUAUGAAGCAGAAAUGACACAGCCCCAAAUUCCGCCCGCGGGCAUUACGGGGAAGCUGCACGAGACAGCUAAAGAUGCCCUCACGUGGAAUGAUGAGCGUCCAUCAACUCCAGAUGACAUUAAGAAGUACCGGCAAAGCACGGUGCACGAGCCGGGUAAAAUCGUGCGGCACCCGGGCCAUGCGGACGACCCGGUGCCGCAGGGUCCCUUCGGCGUUAAGUCGGCAGCGUCGGGCGGCCAGAACAUUAAUGAGGCACUAAAGAACUACCCUGACUCAGAGCUAGCGCGGUGGAAGCUGGAGCAGGCGGAGGGCGUUUAUGCCAGUGCCCAGCGCGAGCCGCUGGGGGCGGGCUACGUGCGCGGCCACCGGCUGCCCGAGGGGCUGGGCAGCGAGCGCCCCUUCGGCGUCACCUACGACGCACGGGGCAAGGACCUGUCCCGCCAGGCCGCCGCCGUCAUCUUCCCCACCGACCGGCCCGCGGAGGAGGACGCCGCCACCCGGGCCAUGUACACACGCAGCCACCAGGACUUCCAGCCCGGCGAGCAGCGGCGGCGGGAUUACAACUGGGAUGCUGCGGGCAUCGACCCGGCGCAGCACCGCUUCGGCGCGGUGGACAGGAACGGGGUGGGCGACGGCGUGCGCAAGGCGCUGCAGCCGGGGCUGGACCCCAGCCUGCAGGCUCCCAAGGUGCUGCCCAAGCUGCACGAGGACUUCAAGGCCACUGCCACCGACUACCUGGGCCGCCCGCGCCAGCUGGGCACUGGCGACCGGCCGCAGCUGGCGCCCGACCACGCCUUCGGCCAGCCCUCCAUGCGCAAGGGCCGCGAGCCGGGUGUGGGCGAGCUGCUGACGGGUCGCUUUGGCGCGGACGAGCAGCAGCCAGACGCAGACCUGGGCAAGAGCCUGCGGGAGGGCUACAGGAACCAGCCCAAGCCCGGCGACGAGGGCCGCGCCUUCGGAGUGCCCACCAUCCGCACCGACGUGCGCCUGCCGCGGCUGCGCUCCGUGGCCAACGCCUGCAACUACGGCAACGAGCCGGACGCGGGCCAGGUGCUGCGGCCGCCGCGGGCCGCGGACCUGGGCAUCAGCGACGAGGCGUUCGUGGCGCUCAGGCCCAAGUCCGAGCUGCGCCAGCUGGUGGACGAGGCGGGCCUGGCGCUCAGCGACGCCGACUUCGAGGCAGCCUGGGCGCUGGCAGCGGAGGCAGACGGCGGCGCGGCGGCGGCGGGUGAGGGCGGCGGCGCGGCGGAGGGGCCGGAGGGGCGGGCCUGCGUGGACACCUUCUUCCGGGCGCGGCACCACCUGCUGGCGCAGACGCUGCAGAUCGAACCAACCUUCUGAAUGGGCGCUUGUGGGGCAUUGCGUUGUGUUACUUGCAUAAGUGGCAUCUGGCCAGACACAGGCGGUGUGGUUGGUGUUCCAGACUGUAGGUGCGGGGUGCGGCAGGAGGGGCUUGUUCUAGUGCGUACAUGCUGCCGGAGGUGCCGGAGGCUCCGCCCGAUGGCAACAGCGGGCUGAAUAAGCCGCCUUGUCCAUGCGGUGUGAAGGCAUGCGUGCGCGGUGUUGCAGCGGCGUGGUUUUACAUUCAUGUCCACAAUGCUGUGAUUGUAGUACAGGACCCCCUAAAGGGGGGGGGUCCGGGCAGGGGUCAAGACUGCGAGGGGUCGAUAUCUGCUGGGGGCUCUGCGCACCGAGGUGGUGGCGGGUUGGCGGUGUCACCGCUGUGAUGCCAUAAUGGUUCGGAGUUCUUCGAUGUGCCAGUGACCAAGAUCACGUGGCACGUGCUCGAUGACUGACCUGUUUGCACGGUCUGUGUAAGACGUUGACGUG
Chlamydomonas reinhardtii is the source of this 1992-nucleotide messenger RNA. RefSeq lists its product as uncharacterized. Lineage: Eukaryota; Viridiplantae; Chlorophyta; Chlorophyceae; Chlamydomonadales; Chlamydomonadaceae. The coding region runs from base 175 to 1503 and encodes 442 amino acids. The transcript has 8 exons. The record is from RefSeq and is a predicted model, not a curated record.